AUGGCGGCCGUCCCGGCUACAGCCUCUCCCUCUCCGCGGUCUCUCCUCCAACUUCCUAGAUCCUCCCCUUUCUUCCCCAUGACCAACCCCUUCAUCUUUGCCGGACUCGGCGGCAAGCCUUCCCCCCGUCUCUCCUUUCCCUCCUGCUCCCCCGCCGCAGCCACCAAAUCCUCGCCGUCGGGUUCUCCGGCCUCCGCUCCGACCCUCUCCGAGCAGCUGAAGCCCAUAUCCCUCACCUUCCUCACAGACCAACCGGAGCACCCGGAAGAGGGGGAGGAGCAGGAGACGGCGGCGGCGCAGGUCGACCCACCGCCGGUCCGACUCUCCCGGAAGCCGAAAUCCACCUGGGUGAACCCCUCCCGGCCCAGGCCCCGGGUGCUCUCCCUGCAGCGCCACCCUCGCUCCGCCGCCGCCGCCGCGGGGACCGAUGGCAAGCGCAUGGCCCUCGUCUCCCAGGCCCUCCGCGAGUGCGGCGGCGACCUCGCCGCUUUCUCGGCGGCCGUCCGGGAGGCCUUCCCGGAGGGGCUGCCGGCGAGGGACGAGGCGCUGCUCAUCCUCGGCGGCCUCCGCCCGUGGGAGAAGGCGUACCGUUUCUUCAAUUGGCUCCGGUCGCUAGAGGGCUUCGCCAUGGAGACCAUCUUCUACAACGUGGUGAUGAAGUCCCUCCGCCUGGAGCGGCAGUACGAGCUGGUAGACAGUCUCGCCCAGGAGAUGGCUGACGGGGGAGUGGAGCUGGACAACAUCACCUACUCGACGGUCAUCACCUGCGCCAAGCGGCGCCGCCAGUUCGACCGCGCCAUCGAGUGGUUCGAGCGGAUGUACAAGACCGGGGUGACCCCCGACGAGGUGACCUAUUCGGCGGUGCUGGACGUCUACGCCCGGCUGGGCAAGGUGGAGGAGGUGAUCAGCCUCUACGAGCGCGGCCGCGCCGGCGGCUGGAAGCCCGACGCCGUCGCUUUCUCUGUGCUGGCGAGGAUGUUCGGGGAGGCCGGCGACUACGACGGCAUCAGGUACGUCAUGGAGGAGAUGAAGGGCGUGGGCGUGGAGCCCAACCUGGUGGUGUACAACACCCUGCUGGAAGCCCUGGGCAAGGCCGGCAAGCCGGGGCUCGCCCGCAGCCUGUUCGACGAAAUGACCGCCGCGGGGCUGGCCCCCAAUGAGAAGACGCUCACGGCGCUCGCCAAGAUCUACGGCAAGGCGCGCUGGAGCAAGGACGCGCUGGAGCUGUGGACGCGGAUGAGGGCCAACCGGUGGCCCAUGGACUUCAUCCUCUACAACACCCUGCUCAGCAUGUGCGCCGACGUGGGACUGGAGGAAGAGGCUGAGAAGCUCUUCGCCGACAUGAAGGCCUCCGACCGCUGCCGCCCUGACAGCUUCAGCUACACGGCCAUGAUCAACAUCUACGCCAGCGGCGGCCGGCCCGACAACGCCGGAGAGCUCUUCCAGGAGAUGCUGACGGCCGGCGUGAAGCCCAACGUGAUGAGCUGCACCUGCUUGAUCCAGUGCCUCGGGAGGGCCCGCAGGAUAGAGGACGCCGUGGAGGUGUUCGACGUCGCCAUGGCCAACGGCGUCGUACCCGACGACCGGCUCUGCGGCUGCCUGCUCUCCGUCGUCGCCUUCUGCCGGCCGGAGCAGGCGCCCACCGUCCUCGCCCGGCUCGAGACGGCCAACGCCGGCCUUGUCCGCCUCGUCCGCAUGCUCGGGGACGACGCCGUGGGCUUCGAGGCGGUGAAGGCGGAGUUCCGGGGGAUCCUCAAUGGGACAGCCGUCGACGCGCGGAGGCCCUUCUGCAACUGCCUGAUCGACAUCUGCCGCAACCAGAGCUUCCCCUACAGACGGCCCCGCGAGCUCUUCUCCCUGGGGAACCUCUACGGCCUGUACCCCGGCCUGCACGGGAAGAGCGCCGGUGAGUGGUCGCUGAACCUGAGGUCGCUCUCCGUCGGCGCCGCUCACGUAGCGUUCGACGAUUGGACGGAGACUCUGGGCAGGAGCCUGCGGGAGGGGGAGGCCCUGCCGCAGCUCUUCACCGUCCACACUGGCGCCGGCACGCACAAGUUCUCGCAGGGCCUCGCCGCCGCCUUCGCCGCGCACCUGGAGACGCUGGCGGCGCCAUUCCGGCGGGACGAGGAUGACAGGCGCGGCUGCUUCGUGGCCUCGAAGGAGGACCUCGUGCCUUGGCUUCUGGCCGGAGAUGCUUCCGCGGCGGCGUAG
Spirodela intermedia is the source of this 2211-nucleotide messenger RNA. The record is from the annotation of a GenBank genome assembly. Lineage: Eukaryota; Viridiplantae; Streptophyta; Magnoliopsida; Alismatales; Araceae.